AUGACACAACGCAAAGGCGAGAAACCCACCAUCAGCAUCCAGGAGCACAUGGCCAUUGACGUGUGCCCUGGCCCCAUCCAGCCCAUCAAGCAGAUCUCUGACUACUUCCCCCGUUACCCACGGGGCCUCCCCCCUGUCUCGCCCCACCAAGUGGGCCACUCCGGGCCCCUGUGUGCUGCCCUCCCAACCACCCCGGCUGCCGCCGCCGCCUCCACCACCGCCGCUGCCGAAAGUGACCGCCCCAAUGAGGAUAAACCAGACCGGGCUUGUGCAGGAGCCUCCGCCUCCUUACAGGCCACCAAGAGGGAUGAGGAGCCAGAUGUGGAGGGAUACGACUCAGAUGACUCCACUACAUUGGGGACCUUGGAAUUCAGUUUGCAGUAUGACCAGGAGAACAAUGCACUGCACUGCACCAUUAACAAAGCCAAGCUUCCUGUCCCCAGAUACAAGAAGGGUCUCAAGCCGAUGGACCACAAUGGGCUUUCCGACCCCUAUGUCAAAUUGCACCUACUGCCAGGAGCCAGCAAGGCCAAUAAACUUAGAACCAAGACCCUGCGCAACACACUCAACCCUGUAUGGAGCGAGACCUUGACCUACUACGGCAUCACUGACGAGGAUAUGGUCCGCAAAACACUCAGGAUUUCAGUGUGUGAUGAGGACAAAUUCCGCCACAACGAGUUCAUCGGGGAAACGCGAAUCCCCCUCAAGAAGCUGAAGCCCAACCAAAUCAAAAACUUCAACAACUGCCUGGAGAAACAGUUACCUGUCAACAAGACAGAAGAUAAGUCCCUGGAGGAGCGAGGACGCAUCAUGAUUUCUCUUAAGUACAACACCCAGAAGUCUUGCCUGGUAGUGGGCAUCAUCCGCUGCGCUCACCUUGCCGCCAUGGACGCCAAUGGCUUCUCCGACCCCUAUGUUAAAACGUACCUGAAGCCUGAUGAGAACAAAAAGUCAAAGCACAAGACUGCUGUGAAAAAGAAGACUCUCAAUCCCGAGUUCAACGAGGAGUUCUGUUAUGACAUAAAAUAUGCAGACCUCACCAAAAAGACCUUGGAGGUGACCGUGUGGGACUACGAUAUCGGAAAGUCUAAUGAUUUCAUAGGUGGUGUAUCUCUGGGUAUCAAUGCAAACGGAGAGAGGCUCAAACACUGGUUUGACUGCCUUAAAAACAAGGACAAGAAAAUUGAGCGUUGGCACACGUUGACCAAUGAAUUACCUGGUUCAUUAAAUGACUGAAGACCUACAUCUGUCGUCCAACCUGCUGGCCCUCGUCCCCUCCCUGGUUACACUAGAUAGGACCCCUGCCUUCAUUUUCCUAACUCCUCCUCCCAUCUCUUCUUCUCUGGAUUUUCCUCAUGUUUGCCCCAGUGACCUGUGACACCUCUUUGGGAAUAUAUUUCCUCUCAACAGGGCUCAUUUAAAAAUAUCCAAAACCUGUUUUCUUUCUGUUUUACAUGUACAAUAGGGGUUGCAUGGCUGCUCAUUUAUUUUUCAUUUUAAGAGCAAUUCAGUUCACAAAAUGAAUCACUGGGAUUGUAGCGCUGAUAAUAAUUCAGAUUUCUUGUAUGAUCAGUGAAUAUAUAAGGAGCAAAUGCUUUCUAUUUGAAGAGAUAUUUUACAGCAGCUAAAAUAAUUUUCCAAUGAUUCACCAGUCCCUGAAACAGCACAAACCUCCAUACUGUCAGCUUGGUGGUAAGAGUGGAGAAUCUA
Molecule: messenger RNA, 1710 nt
Organism: Micropterus dolomieu (smallmouth bass)
Lineage: Eukaryota; Metazoa; Chordata; Actinopteri; Centrarchiformes; Centrarchidae
Gene: doc2b
Product: double C2-like domains, beta
Exons: 10
Coding region: 1-1236 (411 amino acids)
Cellular component (GO): membrane
Source: RefSeq, a predicted model, not a curated record